Messenger RNA from Linepithema humile (Argentine ant), 1068 nucleotides. It is a transcript of the gene Uqcc1, whose product is annotated as Ubiquinol-cytochrome c reductase complex assembly factor 1. Gene Ontology annotation, biological process: mitochondrial respiratory chain complex III assembly. Lineage: Eukaryota; Metazoa; Arthropoda; Insecta; Hymenoptera; Formicidae. The record is from RefSeq and is a predicted model, not a curated record. Gene Ontology annotation, cellular component: mitochondrion.
AGGCAGCACUUUAGUUGUACCUGUACAGGCUCGUCGCUGUUAAUGUAUCAUCUUCUUCCAUGUGCCGGCGCGAGCAUAACUAGGAUAUUUAUAUCAAAAUGUUCGUCGCGCAAUACACUUGGAUGUUUCCCACAUUAAAGAACGCGACGUUAAGAUUAACACAAAGAACACUCCAAAUUCAUGGAGAUCUUGAUGCUGUCAGAAUGCUGCUGCCAGUUUCUGCGAUGCACCUAUUGGAAUCUAAAAGUAUUCAUACGAUGCCUGUACACUGCACGUCUGUAAUUGAGAAUGCACGACCGAUGGAUCCUUUUGGAAACUUACUAAGAAAAACUGGUCUUGUAGACAUGCAGAAAUAUAAAAAUAUAGCAAUUGGUUAUUCUGUAUAUGAAAAUAUAUUGAAACAAAUAGAUUAUCAAUUUUUCUUUAAAUAUUUUAACAUGGCAGAUACAUUUUAUUCGUGGUUUCUGGUGACAGAACUUCAUGUAUGGAUGGCAAUGACUCGCUACAUGGCAGAAGGUAAAAAUGGAAAAUUGAUUAGAAAUAAUAUAGUAUCAGCAAUGUGGGAAGAUACAAAUGCCAGGAUAGAAAACCUUGGCAAUAUCAGCGGUAAACUUAAGCACAAACAAAUCAAAGAUUUAUCGGAUCAAUUCAAUGCCGCUAUAAUAGGUUACGAUGAAGGUAUACUAUCUGACGACAAAGUAUUGGCAGGAGCACUGUGGAGGAGAUUCUUCAAUUUUGAAGGCCACAAUCCAGAACAUGUUGAAACGCUUAUUAUUUAUAUUAGAAAACAGAUUUGUUUAUUUGACAACUUACCAUCUCAUGAAAUUUUAAUUAAAAAUGUUAAAAACCCUGCUUUUAAAUUGAUAGACAUAAAAGAUUUAUGUAAGCAUCAAUAAUUGUCAAAAUUGAAAUAUAAAGACGCAAAAUUCGAUAAUUGUUAUAGUUCAUAAAUAUAAUUUAUAGAUAAAGAAUGUUGAAAUAUAUAUUUGUAAUUAGAAAAAUAUAAUAAUAUGAAAAGUCGUAUAAAAUGUAGUAGGUAAUAAAUGUAGAAAAUUUUUGAAAUUUUUA